AUGCUUGUCCGGCUCCUCCCCCUCGUGUGGUGGUUCGGCGCCGCCUCCGCGCUGCAUCUUGCCGCGCUCCACCGCCGCGUCGCCGUCGGCGCCGACAGCUCGCUCCAGCUGAAGGUCGUGUACGACGCCGACCGCCUGUCGCCGCUGCCGUGCGUGCUCUUCUUCAGCGGGGCUGACUGCUCCCACGAGUCGUACAUGUGGCUCGCCGAGCGGCUCGCCCGGGCUGGCUGCGCGGUGGCGCUCUCGUCGUGCGUGGUGCCGUUUGGGCCGAAGACGUGCCUCUUGUCGACGCCGUUUGACCUGGGCGCGCUGGGCAGCCUCGAGGCCUACAAGCGGGGCCCUUCGCGCGCCGGCAUCGCCGCGAUUCUCGACGAGCUGCGAGCUCUCGCUGCCGCCUCGGACGGGCCCCUCGCCGGCCGCCUCGACCUGGGCCGCCUCGCCGUCGGCGGCCACUCGUCGGGCGGCCGCACCGCCCUCGACCUCGCCUCGUUCGAUGAGCCGUUCGGCGUCGCUGCAGUCUUUUCGUACGGCGCGUCGCUGGUCAACUCGGGGAUGGGCGCCUUUGCGGAGCGCGGGUCGGUGCUCCCGUGCGACGCCGCGCGCCCGCCCCCUCUGCUCCUCUUGGGCGGCUCGGAGGACGGCGUCAGCGCCGGCUUGUCCGAGAGCGGCGAUGCGACCGAGACGCUCCGACGGACGAUGGCCGAAGGCGUGGCGCCGGGGAGUGGGCGUGCCGAGCUCUGCAUCCUUCGCGGCGCCAACCACAUGGCUUUUUGCGAGCCCGUCGACCCCACUUGCAGCGCCGUCGACUCCGACCGCCCUCUCGGCGCCGACGGCGCGGCGGUCCGCUCGGCCCUCGGCGCGCUCAUUGUCGACUUCCUCGGCGCCGCAGGGGUCGCCGGCUCACGGCUCGCGCCGGAGGAGCGCACGGCCGCGCUUGCACCUCCGCUCAUCUUCGCGGCGGACGCGGUACGCGUCCCGGAGGACGCGCGAUGCGUCGGGGCCGAGGUCGCUGCUGCCGGCGCCGCGACAGCCGCCCAACCCGCCGGCCAGGCCGCCGCCGCCGCCGCCGACGAGGUCGCUUGGGAGGCGCUGCGCGGUGGGCUGCGCGGAUCACUCGACGGCUUUGCGUCGCCGGCAGUGGAGUGGGGGGUUCGGUACGCAAACGAAGCGGCCGAAAGUGGCGGCGGCGGUGGCGGCGCGGCAUCGGGGAGCGCCGGCGCAAAGUCAGUGGGCGUCAACUUGUGGUUGACGAGCCGGCUACCAGUGCCACACAUGACGCUCUAUGUCGGCGUGCGCGCCGGACGGGCGACGCUGAUGGCGGACCAUUUGCCACGCUUCGACUUGGGCGAGCGGCCGGAGCACGUCGCAGCCUUCUACGGCGGCGAGCAGGCGAGUCGGUGGUCUGCGGCGCAGCGGGUGAAGGGUCUUACGCCGUUCCGAUCGAGCGACCCGUCGGUGCGCGCGCUGCAAGGGCCAAACGCGCUCGCGCUGCACGGCGCCGCCGCCGACCCACACGCAGUCUCGGCGUUGGUGGCAGAGCUGGAUCGGCACGCGGGGGCGUGGUUGGGCUGGGUGCGUACCACGCCGCUCCUCGAUGAUGGCGCGGAGGCGGAGGCGGUGACGGUCCAUCGCGACUUGGGCAGCUUCAUGGCGGCGAAGCCCGGGCUGGAGGUGCUCGGCGAUGCUGGCAAGCCGGAGGUGCUCGUGCGCGCGCACGCGUUCGCAGAGCCCGACUGGCGGUCCUUUGACCGCCCGCUGGCCAACACGCCGGAGGGGGUGUACACCUAUGUGCACGAACUCGCCGCCGCCGCCGGGACGGAGAGCGGUCCGCUGGCCGGCCCGACGAUCUGCCUCAAGCUCAAGCGACGGGAGGCUGUCGCCGCCGCACUCGGCGGGACAGCCCUCGAUGAUUUGGCGGCACGAGAGGGGGAUGCGCCCGACUUGGAGGCGGCGAGGCGCGUCAACCAGCUCGCGUGCGGGUGGCAGCCUCCCCCGUCGCUCUGCGCCGCCCGCUCCACCGGCGAGCCGCUGCGCCUCGAGCUGACGGGCGACCGCGAGCUGCUGGACGCUCCGGACGGGCCGCUUGGCAACAAAGGCGGCUUGUACAUCGAGUCGCGUGUGCGCGUCGCACCCGCAGAGGGCAACCCUUCGGUGCUGCGUGUGACGAGCCCGACGAUCACCACGCCGCUCGUGGGCGUGCCAGAGCAGUUCCGCGCGGGCCACUACAUGAAGGCCAGCGUCGCCGCCGCCGCGGCGAAGGCGAAGUGGGUUUUCAAGCAGGAGGAUAAGGUGGUGAAGCGCUCAGGUGGAGAGAGCGAGUACGGUGAGGUUAUCGGCGAUGCGCAGCUGCUCAAGGAGGCGGCAGACGCUGAGGCGAACGAGCUCGAAGCGGCGGCGGACGCGGCGGAGACGGCGGCCGGACCGCGGACGCCGCCGGGGACGCCGCCACCGGCGGCGCCGCCGACGAGAAAGUACGGCUGCGCGCUCUGCGGCUCAAAGCUCCACAACCUCACCACGACGAAGAAGGAUGAGAGGACGGUGACCUGCCCCUACCACAACGACUUCAAGGCCGUGAUCGGCAAGAAGGACGAGGUCAAGUACGUCAAACUCAACCCGAAGGAGAGGAUGGCGAAGCGGGCGGAGGAGGCGGCGAAGAAGGAGGAGGAGGCGGCGAAGGAGGAGGAGGAGGAGGAGGAGGGAGGGCCCACCAUGGUGCUCCUGGAGGGAACGGCGGUGCAGCUCCACGGCCUCGUCACACGGCCCGAGCACAACGGGCGGCGUGGCGAGGUGGCCGGCUACGACAGCUCUGCGGGAAGGUACAUUGUCGCGGUGUGCGGGGGUCUCGGGCCGCCGACGAAGCUCAAGCUCAGGCGCGAGAACCUGAUCCUGCCUGCUGCCUCCGAGCCCCGAGCGCCCACCUCGCUGCCGGCCCACCUCGCAAAGCGGCCGCGCUGCUCGGCCCACGCUCCCUCCGAGGCAGCCCCCGCUGCGGCGCCGCUCGCUCCGGUGAGCAAGGCGGCCAUCUUCUCCGGCGUGCGGGUGCUGCUGGCGGUGCGGCUCCCCGAUAAGCUGCGCGAGCUGCAGGAGGGAGUGGUGCGUCGCGGCGGCGGGGACGUGGUGAGCGACGUGCGCGAGGCGACCCACCUUGCCCUCGAGCCGGACCGCCGCCCCUCCGAGCUGGCGUGCCUAGCAGCGCUGCCGCAGGCCGAGUGGCCGCGCCUCGUGACGAAGGAGUGGGUCGGGCAGUGCUCCAAGGUCCUCUCCGCCGACGGUACGCGGCGCGACGUGCUGCUCAAGCACCGCCACCCCCUCGACCAUCGCAUGGCCAGCCCAGCCGACAGCCCGGCGCGCACUCCGCCGCCGCCUGCGGGGACGGCGACGCCGCCGCGAGACGGCGGCGCCGCCGCGGGUGCCGCCGGGCCCUCUGAGCCGGUGGAGGCCGUGCCAGCGACCGCGGACCCGCGCUGCAUCGUCGCGUGGAACUGCUGCGGACUGGAGAAGCGGCUGCAGAGUCAGAGGGACAGCAGCGCGCUCGGCGACUUUCUGGCGACGCGGCGGCCCGACCUUCUCUUCCUCUCCGAGGUCAAGAUGGCGCGCGAGCGCGGCGACGUCUCGCACUGCCCAAAGGAGGAGGGGGACCGGCGGCGCAUCCUCAGAGCGGAAUCGACUUGCCUCGCCGGCUACGAGUGCACCUUCGCCCUGGGCCUCAAGAGGGCGGCCGGAUCGGCGGUGCUGUGGCGAGACGGGUCCGCGCCCCGCCGGCUCUGGCGCUACUUGCCGGACGACCUCGAUGCGCCGCCAAGCGACGCGUGCGACGAGGACGGCCGCGUGCUGCUCACAGAGUGGCCGUCGCUGCUGCUGCUGCACACGUACAGCCCAAACGUGGGCCAGACCCCCGAGUCGUACCGCCGCCGCACGAAUUGGGACGCACGCGUCGCAGAGUGGGCGGAGCACGCCGCUUCGUGGGCGUCGGCGCGCGGCCUUGCCGUGGUCUACAUGGGCGACCUGAACUGCGCGCCGCAGCACGAGGACGUGACGUGGUGCCGCUGCAACCCGAAGAACCGGCGCGGCUGCGCUUGCCCGCUCGACGCGUGCGCACAAGGCAGCGGCGCGACGGCCGGCUGGAUGCUUGCGCAGCACCCCUCUGCCACAGACGACGGCGGCUUCACCGGUCAGAACGGCGUCUCGCCCAACGAGCGGCGCGGAUUUGCCGAGCUGCUGCGGCGCGGCGGCUUGGUCGACGCCUUUCGCCACCACCACCCCGCGCCGGCCGGCUGCCCGCCGCCUGACCCGUUCGCAGACGACACCUUCUCGUACCGCGGCUGGCCGGGCAAUGACGAGAGGGACCCGGCCUUUGCCAAGUAUUACCGACGAGGCAUGCGCAUCGACCACGCGCUCGUGAGCGCGGCGCUGCUUCCGCGCGUCGUGGCGUGCAAUAUCCUUGGCGCCGGGGAGAGCUGCGCAGGCGCGGGCUUUAUGGGCUCGGACCACGCGCCGAUUGUGCUCUGCCUAGCGCGUGGCACUAGUCCGCGAGCAGCUGAUAAUUAG
Emiliania huxleyi CCMP1516 is the source of this 4548-nucleotide messenger RNA. RefSeq lists its product as hypothetical. Gene Ontology annotation, molecular function: DNA-(apurinic or apyrimidinic site) endonuclease activity; phosphoric diester hydrolase activity; double-stranded DNA 3'-5' DNA exonuclease activity. The record is from RefSeq and is a predicted model, not a curated record. Gene Ontology annotation, biological process: base-excision repair. The transcript is spliced from 7 exons. Gene Ontology annotation, cellular component: nucleus. Bases 1 to 4548 code for a protein of 1515 amino acids. NCBI's taxonomy places the organism in Eukaryota, Haptophyta, Isochrysidales, Noelaerhabdaceae.